This is a messenger RNA of Hymenoscyphus albidus, 1531 nucleotides long. The record is from the annotation of a GenBank genome assembly. NCBI's taxonomy places the organism in Eukaryota, Fungi, Ascomycota, Leotiomycetes, Helotiales, Helotiaceae.
AUGAAUGCAACAUCGGAUCCUCUUGCUAAAAAUCCCGAGACUCAGGGUAUUUUGUGGGUUCAAGUCACAAUUCCUAUCACGGUCUUCACGAUUUUUCUCGUUUGGCUUCGAGUGUGGUGGCGAAGAAGGAUGUCUGGUGCAGUUGCUCCAACUGAUAUUUCGGUCCUAGUCUCGUUGGUAAGUUCUGGAACAUCGAUUACCUGGCGGCCGUGCUAAUGAAAAUAUUGUAGCUGUGUGCAAUUAUUCAAGAAGUUCUAGGUUGCAUCGGUAAGCAUUGCUGGGGCCGUUUCUUGCACUCGAAGAGGAGAGAUUAUGAUAGCCUCCGUCAACCCCAUUCCAGAUUGCAGCUCAAUUUCAUGUCUUUUCUAGGCCAAUUUGUGAACGCCAGUGCCCUUAAGUUGCUAACACCUGUCCGCUAGCCAUUUUUAAAUGGGGAUUAGGUCACCACACAGCGUACAUCGGCCGGCACAAAGCAUCCCAGGCAAUGAUGGUUAGUAAACCAGUUGCAAUUCGUUGCUCGUUCUGCCUAAUACUAACACCACUUUAGUAUUUUUACGUUUACCAGAUAUUCUACAAGAUUCUCGUCAGCACAACCAAAGUAAGCGAGUAUCCAAACUUGAUCAAAGUCAGACUGAAGACUGACAGUGAAACCAAGAUGUCAUUUGUUUUCUUGUACCUCGAUCUAUUUCCCAUAUCAACAUUCAGAAGAGUCUGCUACGUUGUCCAAACUUCGGUGAUUGUAGCGAUGAUUUCCUUUGUGGCAGGAACAAUAUUCCAAUGUACACCAAUACCCUAUUUCUGGAAUCGAACAAUUUCUGGGGGUCAUUGUGUUAACACGGCUGCUUUUUGGUAUGGACAUGCUGCCUGGAACACUGCCGGAGAUGUUGUAAUUCUUCUCCUGCCUCUGCCCGUCAUUCGGUCUCUUCGAAUGGGAAGGGGUCAGAAGCUUGCGGUGUCGGGCAUCUUUGGACUUGGAGCUUUGUAUGUACUCUUUCACCAGCCGAUGACUUCCAGCUUACCAAUUUAAAAGCGUGAUUGUUGCUAGUAUCAUGAGAAUGAUAGCUCUGAACCCUGCCUCAAAGGUCGCUCAAGCUGAUAUGACCUGUAAGUUUCAUCUUCCCAUCCGAUGACAAAUUCUAAACUAACCCCCGAAGAUGUUAUCUCCACCAGCAGUGCAUUUCUUUGGACACAGGUGGAAUCUUGCGUUGCAAUCAUUUGUGUCUGUCUUCCAACCCUCAAGGGACUCAUCAAGAUAGUUAUGCCAACCCUCUUCACCACAGGAAUCCGAUCCGCUCAUGACGGAUACGAACUCGACCAGUUUCAUUGGGAGAGCUCAGAAACCUGGAAGGAUAAAAGAAAAAAGAGCCAUGGGGGGAAGGUGGCUAACAUCUUUGACGAGAGGGAUAGCGAAGAGAUAAUCAUGGGGAUUGCUAGGACCGUGGAUGUGGAAGUCACCAAAGAUUACAGCACGGAGACUACAACAGCGGGGAAUGAAAUAUUCCGAGGAUCGAACGGGUAUAAUGGAGCUUGA